Molecule: messenger RNA, 1920 nt
Organism: Cinclus cinclus
Lineage: Eukaryota; Metazoa; Chordata; Aves; Passeriformes; Cinclidae
Gene: ELMOD3
Product: ELMO domain containing 3
Exons: 9
Coding region: 178-1143 (321 amino acids)
Source: RefSeq, a predicted model, not a curated record
UCCCGAGGUACUGAAGGGGGCCUGGGAAGGGCUCCUGAGGGGUGGGGGUGCUGAGGGCUUCAGGAUCGGGGAGCCCUGAGUGGCCCAGGGGGGUUCCUGAAGGUCUGGGGUGGUUCUGAGGGUAUCAGUCGCUGGAACACCCCUAUUCCCAUUACCUGAUAUUCUCUCCCGCAGGCCAUGAGUGGCGCCGGGGGCUCGGAGCGGCCGGAGGAGCGGCAGCGCGUUGUCUCCCCGAUUCUAGCUCUGGGGCAGGAAGGUGUCCUGCAGGAGCUGCUGCUCGGUGCGGGGCACUCCCCAGACCCUGGGAUCAGCAAGGAGCAGCAGCAGGCCCGGGAGGAAUGGGAGGCUCUGGAAGAGAUCCAGUCAGGGGAGGGUCCGGGCUCCGCGGCACCGGGGCAUCCUGGCUGCCCUGCUCCACUGCCUCUGCGGGCCUCCCCGCCUCCAGCCACAGCUCCGGGAAGAACAGGAGCUAGUGCUGGCCAUGGCACACUCCAACUGGGUGUUGGCUCCCUCCCUGCAGGCGCCCUGGAUGACUCAGUGCAGGUGCACAUGCGGAUCCUGCAGACCAUCUACCAGCAGCUGACACGCUCCAGGCUGGGCUGCCCGCGCUAUGGAGCACACUGGGAAGAGCUGGGCUUCCAGGGUGCAGAUCCCGGGACUGACCUACGUGGCACGGGAAUGCUGGGGCUGAUGCAGAUCCUGUUCUUUGUCCUGGAUUCCCGGAUGCUGCCACUGGCACAGGAGAUUUUCCAACUCUCCCAGCAUGAAACCCAGAAUUUUCCCUUCUGCGUCAUGUCUGUGAACAUCACCCGGAUCGUCAUCCAGGCGCUGCAGGAGGAGCAGCUCUCCCGGGAGUGCAACCGGCGGCAGCAGGUGAUCGGGGUCCUGAACGACCUGUACGCCGCUGCCUUCCUGCAACUCUCCUGCCUCUGGAAGCAGCAGCACGGCACCAUCACCAACGCUGGCUUCUUCCUCAAGGAACUGGAAUCAUCCACCAAAAAGAAGCCAAGGCAGCUGCUGAAAUCCCUGGAAGCUUACCUGAGCUGUGGCCUUCGGCCUCCCUCCCCUCAUUCCUCACAGAUCCACUUCACCAGCAUUAGUGACCCUGGGGUGGAGCUGGAGGGAGAUUCCCAAGUGAUCUGACACAGAAUGGGAUGCUACAUAGGGAAUUCUGCUGGUGGAUCAGCCCUUGGAGACACACUGGUGUUCCCCCUGGUUUGGGGCUUGGGAAGGGCCAGGAGAGGUCACAGAGCCAGCAUUUUGCCUGCUCCAGGUGGAACUAUCUAGAAGCAAAGGAGGAAGAGGUGGUGGAGCAGGGGCUUCCAUGAGCCACCCAGCAUGGUGCUGAGAUAGUUCCUCUCUCCAUCCCAAAUUCACAGUCCUCGGGUGGAGCUGGAAGGUGGUGCUGGGUUUCUGGAUGCUAUCCUGGCCUCAGCAGUGCUGGAAUGGGUAACCCCCUGCUUUGGGCUGGGACAGACUCCCUAGGGUCCCUAUGGGAUCUUUGCAUUAAAAAAAAAAGUUAUUAAAGUGGGGGAGAUGAGGGAUCUGGUAGAAAAGAGUGUUUUGGAUUUGCCACUGGACUCUUACCUGGGGGAAGGAAAGGUGAACUGGGGGUACCCAGAGUCCACUUUGGGGUGAAAAAGAUGCUGUGGAGGAGAGAAAGGAGGCUUGAGAGUUCUGAGGAGGAGGGGAAGGGUUAUUCCCUCUGGGAGCAGCUCAGAGCCAGUGCUUGGGAAUGUACCCAUGCCCCUAAAAAUGGGGAAGAGCAGCCCCCAAAACCCAAAUCUGGAGAGAAAUGAGGGGUUUGGAGGAGAGAAAUAUGAGCUGACGGGGGAAUCGGGGGUUUGUGGCUCUAGCCAACCUGAGAGGGUGAUGAUUCCUGGGGGCUGGGAAUGCUCCUGGGUGGAAAAAAAAUAAAUA